AUGGCAGCCCGGGUGGCCCUCGUGACCGGAGGCAGCCGUGGGAUCGGCUUUGCCGUAGCUCAAGAGCUUCAUCGUCGCGAUUGGCACGUUGCAAUCACGUCUCGAGACUUGCAACGAGCGCGAGAAGCUGCCGACCGCAUAUCCCCAACCGUUUUGCCUCUCGCAUACUCUUGUCCAAGACGAGGCGAAGACGCGAAUGCUGAAGCGGUUCAAGUGGUGUCUCAUGUGGUUCAAAACCUCGGGUCGAGUCCCGUUGCACUCGUCAAUGCCGCUGGAAUGGCCAAGGACAGUCUCCUCUUGAGACUUCAACAGGCGGAUCUUGAUGAGCUGCUGCUUACCAAUUUAGUGGGACCUCUUUACAUGAGUAAAGCAGUCACGAAAGGGAUGAUGGAGAGGCGAAUGGGUAGCAUCAUCAACAUUGGAAGUGUCGUUGGGGCGGCUGGCAAUGUUGGCCAAGUGGCGUACAGCGCAUCCAAGGCGGGACUACGAGGUGCGACCAAGACCUUGGCCAAGGAAUUGGGAGCUCGGAACAUUCGCGUGAACCUAGUGGAACCAGGUUUCAUCUCCACCGACAUGACGGACGCAAUGGCAGAAGCUGCACGUGAACGCGUGCUCGGCAAAAUCUCGCUGGCCCGUUUCGGAAACGCGCAUGAAGUCGCGCAGCUCGUGGCGUUCUUGGCAAGUGACGAAGCGUCCUAUAUCACGGGACAGUACAUCCGAAUCGACGGUGGACUUGUCAUUUGA
This is a messenger RNA of Peronospora matthiolae, 744 nucleotides long. Lineage: Eukaryota; Oomycota; Peronosporomycetes; Peronosporales; Peronosporaceae. The record is from the annotation of a GenBank genome assembly.